UGUCGUUAAUGCAACGAAAACACAAACAAUAAUAAUGACAAGUUUUACGAAUGCAGAUGUUUUGUGAAUGUAGAAUAUGUCAUUUAGAUGUGAUUUUGGGAGGUCAUGGCUAAUACAGUCAAUUAGAGCUCAUUAACGGUCUGUUUUUCUGUUGCUUUUUCUCAUCUUAAACAUGUUAUUGUGUCCAAACACAAACUCCUGGUGAAGCAGCUGAGAUCCACGUCGUGACCCUAUUAUAAAAAUGGCGUUUAUUAAAGAGGAGAGUGAAGACAUGAAGGUUGAAGAAACAUUCAGAGUCAAACAAGAAGAUAUAGAGGAACAAACAGAGCAGAAGACACUAAAAGAGGAGAUUCAAGAACUGAAUGAAUUGGAAGAAAAAAAUCAGUAUGAACUGAAACAUGAUUUCAUUACUGGAGAAAAAUACAUACAGACAGAAAAGCCUUCAUCACAAAAAGGAGCUCUGAAUACAGAAUAUAACAAAUGUUUCACCUGCCGUCAGUGUGGAAAGACCUUCACUAAAAAACCAAACCUCAAUGUUCACAUGAGAGUCCACACCGGAGAGAAACCUUUCACCUGCCAGCAAUGUGGAAAAGGUUUCACUCAAAGAGGAAACCUGAAAGUCCACAUGAAUACUCACACUGGUGAGAAGCCAUUCUCAUGUGAUCAGUGUGGAAAGAAAUUCAAACGUAAAGUAAACCUUACUUGCCAUAUGGGAAUUCAUUCAAAAGUGGACCGUAUUAAAUGUCAUGAGUGUGGAAAGAGUUUCAGUCAUAAAGUAAACCUCAAGAAUCACAUGAGACUUCACACUGGAGAGAAUCCUUACAUGUGUGUUCAGUGCGGAAUGAAUUUCAGAUAUAAAUCAGCCCUUAAUUCCCACUUGACAACUCACACUGGACAGAGUCCUUACACCUGCAAACUGUGUGGGAAGAGCUUCACACGAGAAGUAAACCUCAAGUAUCACAUGAAUAUUCACACUGGAGAGAAGCCAUUCACAUGUGAUCAGUGUGGAAAGAGUUUCAGACGUAAAGUAACUCUUAGUCAGCACACGAGGAUUCACUCAAGAGAGAACUCUUUUAAUUGUGAUCAGUGUGGAAAAAGUUACACAAGCAUGAAACGCCUAAACAGGCAUAUAGUAAGUCACUCUGCAGAGAAUGUUUUCAAAUGCCAGCAGUGUGGAAAAAGUUUCAGUCAUAAAAUAAGCCUUAAGGCUCACAUGAGACUUCACACUGGAGAGAAACCUUACACGUGCCCUCAGUGUGGACAACGUUUCAGUUAUAAACCAUCCCUUGAUUACCACAUAAGAGAUCACACUGGUGAAAGGCCUUAUAUAUGCAAACAGUGUGGAAAGAGCUUCUUACAAAAAGGAAAUCUGAAGACUCACAUGAUAAUUCACACCGGAGAGAAGCCUUUUAAAUGCCAGGACUGUGGAAGGUGUUUUAAUCGUAAAGUAAGCCUUAAGACUCACAUGAGAAUUCACACUGGAGAGAAGCCUUACACAUGUCCUCAAUGUAAAAAGUGUUUCUCAUAUCAAAGAGCCCUUCAACUUCAUUUGCAAGCACAUUCUGGAAAGAAACUGCAAAGUUCAGAGUGUGACAAAAAUUUGAAUUUGAAAAAUCACCCGUGCAUUCACUCUGGAAGAAGGCGAUUUAAUUGUGAUCUUUGUAAUAAGAAAUUUAUUUUGCCGUCACACUUACAGAUACACCUGAAAAGUCACACAGAAGUGAGACGCUAUUUGUGUUCCUUGUGUGGUAAGAGGUUUAAAUGGCACAGCAGUUUCAAAUGGCACCAGAAAAUACGGACCUGUGUGAAUAUAAGGCUCCGUUCACACCGUAGGUAAACGCAUGCCAUCAAGCACUGUCAAGAGCAUGCCAAGCCAACAGGUGGGCGAUAUAAUCUCAACCGUAAAGCCAUGUUGGCCAAUCAGAAGCCUGAAAAAGUUUCCAGUAGACAGAGAUAACAGCACUGGGUUCGACGUCACAAGCCAAAAAUGCCUGUUUCGCUGUCUACAUAACACUGCAACUGGAGUUUGAAAAUCUUCACCUUGGCAGGCGUUUUCAAAAAUGUUCAGUUUCAGUGACCCUCUGCCUGCGUCUGGAUGAACGGCCAAACCGCAAAUAAAAAGCUGUGGUUAUAAAAUUUAAUCGCGUUUGUGUGGACCGGGCCUAAUUUCACUUGUAUAGAGGUGUCAUUCCAUUUCAUGUAGGCUAUUGAUGCCUUGGGAUAAAAAUAUUAGUAAUAUUAAACUUCAGUCUUGCUGUGAAAUGCCACAAUGUCAAGGAAAGAUUGUAAAUAAAGGGACAUAAAAAAUGAAAUAAACACCGGACUGCAUUAUUUGAUUGAGCUUUAGUAAGAAAAUGCAAAGGUAAACAUGUUUUCAGUCUGGACUAUAUAAAGGGGAUAUUGGAUGCA
This is a messenger RNA of Carassius carassius (crucian carp), 2409 nucleotides long. RefSeq names its product gastrula zinc finger protein XlCGF26.1-like. The transcript has 2 exons. The record is from RefSeq and is a predicted model, not a curated record. NCBI's taxonomy places the organism in Eukaryota, Metazoa, Chordata, Actinopteri, Cypriniformes, Cyprinidae. The coding region runs from base 242 to 1837 and encodes 531 amino acids.